GGAAAAGGGGCGUGGUUUGUAGUGACAGGGGGCGCUGGGGCAAAACAAAUGGGCGAUCUCUCUGUAAAGGCAGUGAAAUGAAGCCUCUGCCUCAACUUUCACCUUAUUUAUUUUAAGUCUUUUUUAUCUGCUAUUUCCUUAAUGUCCUUCUGGGAUCCUUCGUGAGAAAUAAGUCGCUUUUGGUUGUCCUUACGCGCACAUCCCGAGGAAUAGCUUCACUCAGAUGGGUCAGGCACUUUGGAGGCUGCCUCCCAGACAACAACAGCACCUUCAGGAAGAGCUUGUAGACCACUUGGCUGAGCAAGCAGGAAGAAGAAGCGACCACGGGAGAGAUGGAGGCCAGAGGAGAGGUCCUCAGCACUGCUACGGCCCUGACAUCUACCAUCUGCUAAGGGCACGCCGAGGAGGUAAGGAACGACAUGGCUUCAUCGACCUGGAGAUGCUGCCUCCAGAGCUGGGCAUCACCAUCCUGUCGUACCUGAACGCCACCGACCUCUGCCUGGCCAGCUGUGUGUGGCACGGCCUGGGGAACGAUGAGUAUCUGUGGCAGGGGUUGUGCAAAUCCACAUGGGGCCACUGCUCCAUCUACAACAGAACACUACCCGAAGGAUUCUCCUAUAGAAGACUUUACCUCCAACUCGAUGAAGGCUGUCUCACAUUUAACGCUAACCCACAAGAGGGUAUUGGAUACUUCUUAUCUAAAGGCAUUCUGGUGGACCACCCCACAGAGCUGGCCAAGUUCAUUUUCUACACCAGGAGGCUCAAUUGGAAGAUGCUGCGGAUUUACUUGGACGAGAGGCGCGACGUCUUGGAUGAGCUGGUGACACUGCAUAAUUUUAGUAACCAGUUCCUUCCCAACGCUCUGAGAGACUUCUUCAGACACAUCCAUGCCCCAGAGGAGAGGGGCGAGUACCUGGAGACCCUCAUCACCAAAUUCAGUCAUCGCUUCUGCACCUGUAACCCUGGACUGGUGCGCGAGCUCGGCCUCAGUCCAGACGCAGUGUACGUGCUGUGCUACAGUCUCAUCCUGCUGUCUAUCGACCUGACCAGUCCUCACGUCAAAAACAAAAUGUCUAAACGUGAGUUCAUCCGAAACACGCGCCGCGCUGCGCACAAUGUUUCAGACGACUUCGUGGGACAUCUCUAUGACAACAUCUACCUGAUCGGACACGUGGCAGCCUAGGCCCCAUUCACGUGAGAGACAAGUCAAAUUUCUACAAAACCUGGAUCAUCAAAACCUCAGCUCUAUUCUCCUUUUGCUGUUAUAUUUUACAUUAUUCACUGAUCUAUACAACAUCAGUUGUAAGCUGACAUCAAAUUAUUAUAUUAUCUUGGAUGUGUUUGAUCCCCUUUGCUGACAAUAGUGGGGAAAAAAGCUGCUUGGAAAAGAUUAAAAACACAAGGCUACAUUAUGCUACAAUUUACCAUUUUAAGUUCAGAAGUUGAGGUUUUGAGGAUGCAAGUUUUGAGAAACUGGAUUUGUCCAGAUCUUUGCACUGCACUGAUGGAUGGAAAUGGGCCAUUCACUUUCCUGACAUUACGGGACACAAAAUGUAUUUAAUUUAUGUAGGAAAAAAAUGUUAUGAAAAACAAAAGAAGAGGUUGCAAGAAGACAAGAUCACCACUUCACUGUGAAAGACUGUGCCACCAAAUGUGUGUGUUAAAAUAUACAAUUAGAGGUUUCUCUGAAGUCAAGCUCUGCUACUGCACUGAAGGGUGGGGGGAUUUUAAAUGUCAUGUUCUGUCACUUUCAUUUAUGUAGAAUAACAGGACUGCAAGGGGAACACUUUUCCAGACCAAUUAUUGCUGCACUUUUUUAGGUUUAUUGUGUUAAAAAUGGCUUUCUUAGACAGCAUUUAAAGGUAGAAUUUUUCUGGUGUCGGCCACUUGCUUGUCUUCAUGGAUUGAGACAUUUGUUUACCUAUAAUGUUUCACACUAUUUAACAAGACCAAGUCACAGGUCAGAUCUGAGGAGAGGCAACCCCACUUACAGUAACAAUGUUUUUCAAGGCAUUUUCUUCUUUUUGACUUAAACACUUGUAAUUGACAAAAUGCUAGAUGGCUAACUCUAAUGCCAUAUGGUGGAACUUUCCAGUCAAAACAAUGACAUCUCUAUGAAGACAGGCAAGUGGCAGAUAUCCCAUCAGAAAAGUUACAUAGUGUACCUACAAAAUGAAUCUGCCUAUUGGGUAAGAAAUUGUAAAUUACAAAUAAUUUUGCUUAAAAUGAGAAGCAAUAUAUUGAAACAAGUCAAAUGAUUUCACCAAGUUAAUAAAUCUAGUUAAAACUACUCAAAACUGUCUAUUUCAAGUCAUUUGGACUAAUUGCAUCAUUACAUAAUCAUUUUUUUGUGCACAGUGUUAUUGCUUGUCUUUGGUUUGCCAUUUUUAACACCUUUAUCUAAUUUUCCAUGAUACACUGAAGUCCAUAGGUUUUAAUGUGAAUGUCCCCUACAGUGGUCGACCAUCAUGAAUGUCCUGUUUACGUCUGUCUUUCCUUUGUAUUUCAUUUUAAGAUUUAUAUUGUUUUUAAAUGGCGGGGGGUAGUAACGUUUGUAGAUUAUGGCUUGGUUUGUUCUUUUCCUCAAGGCCAACAAUGAAUGUGAAGUUAUUUUUAUCUAAUGAGCAGAAUGAACAACUCAUUCUCGCUCAACUGCCCAUUUAAUCCACUAAAGUAGUUCUCGUGUAUUCUGUAAUAAUUCUACCAUAUUAUUGUCACUAUCCAAAUUAUGCUGUGUAUUUUGAAGAAGCAUUAUAAAUCUUUAGUGUUGACAAGCAGUGGCAUGUUAGAAAAGUUGAUUAGAGCUGCACAGUAUAUGGUUAAAAUUGAGAUAUCUGAUGAUGGUGUUCAGGAUUUUGAUAUACAGACACAGUAAGUUGAAAUGCAUUGAACAUUUUAAAUCAGUAUACUUGCAACAUCAGCAACAUCCUGAUAUGCUUCAAAUUGAAUGUUGAACAGUAAUCAACUUCAUUUCAAACUCGAAUGUCCAUAUUCACAAAAGCAAAAUUUCAAAAAGGCAAAACCAUAAGUUCUUUGAUCACAGUUACUUAGAUUUGCAAUUUGUGCAGCCCUAAGAUGCAGUUGAGACAGCUUUGGGUCUAUUGUUUUAGAAGAACUGUAAAAGAAGUGUAUGAAAUAACAAAAAGUGAAGCAAGUUCUUUUGAAACAUCACCUCUUUGUGAUAGAAGGCAUUGUAGAUUUACUUAUUGACAUUAUUAUUGGCGUGUUAUACAUUUCUAUCAGUCUGCAUUUGGCUGUUGCUGUAUUGAUAGAAAGCUUGUCAUUUUCGAAUAGGCUCUUGAACAUCUCAGCCAGUGCAAUUCUCUCUAAAAUUCACUCUACAAAAGUCCUAAUCCCAUAACAUUUAAAUUCUUCCAAACCAUUUUCAUAUUGUUAUUUUACAUAGCAUGUCCCAUUAAUACUGCAUAUGUAGACCUUAUGAAAACUGAUGUGGUUAAAAAUAAGCAAAUUUUUGUUAGUUAUAACGUUUUCAACAGACACUGCAGUAAAAAUGUAUGCUUUCCAACUAUAACAUAUCUAAGUUUAUUAAACAAAAUGAGAACUAAAAAAGAUCUUACACUUUGCAUUUUCCGAUGGUAGAUCUGAAAUGAGAGCAGUAUCUUUUGGCAAUAAACACACCUAUGAUCAAGUAAAUUAAAUGUAGAUGGGUUUAAUGCCAUACUGUGGAACAUUCCAGGCAACAAUAACAUUUUCAUGAGACAACCUGAUCAUGGAGCCUACACCAGAAAAUUACAUAGUGCACGUGUUACUGAACUGCAAUUUGAAAACUUAUUUUGUAGCUGUUCUUUUCAUAGGCCAAUUAGACAAAGUAUCAUAGUAUCAAAUAUUUAAAAAAUGUUUUAAUUAUAAUGGCAACUUUCUCCCUGCACAAUAUUGUUUGGAUUUUGAAAGAAGAGAUGUGCUUUGGCCUAUAUUUUUAGUUUAAGAACUCAACAAUCUGCAGUCCCAGCAGCUAGCAUGUAGCCACCAUCACUAACAAUGAGAGCUGAAUGUAACGAUUUACAUCAUCACACAGCAAAAUAUAAAAGAAAUCUGUGAUAGGGAGUCCCAAAUGACUCAGGACGCCCACUAAAAGUAAAAUUGACACUGGUAACAAUUUCAAGUGGUGAAACAGGCUAAAUCUGGUUUAAUAUGAUUUAUUUGAGUAGUUUAUUCUGACAUUUUCCCUGUGCUCCUGAACUACAAGUCAACGACACACUUUUUAUCUUGUUUUGACAAGGUUUUUUUUUUUUUUUUUUUUUACUUUACUUUCACAGCAUUUCCCCUCUUAUUUCAAUCUUAUUAAUGUACUUUUUCCAAUCCAAUGUAUUAAUUUCACCACCAAUGGCUAGAUAAUUCAGUUAAUCAAAGUCGACAUACCAAGUUAAAUAGUCAAAAAUGUAGCCAACUCACUCAAUGUGGAUGUUUUUUUUUUGCCCUGACAGUAGUUCUGUAUUUGCACCUUUUUUCUAUGACUGUUUCUCUCAAUCUGUAGGCAUUUUUCAUCCUCUCAUUCACACACCCGUCCUCUAAUGAAUUUGUAGCACCACUUCUUUGCGCACUGUUUUUAAAUGAUAAAAUGCUGUUCACUUGUUCCUGUAGUGUCUGUCCUUGAGCUACACAAGACUGACAAAUUGUACUGAUCAAUAUUUGACCGAUUAAAUUUGGGAUUGUCUAUACCCAA
Molecule: messenger RNA, 4684 nt
Organism: Periophthalmus magnuspinnatus
Lineage: Eukaryota; Metazoa; Chordata; Actinopteri; Gobiiformes; Gobiidae
Gene: fbxo8
Product: F-box protein 8
Exons: 8
Coding region: 224-1183 (319 amino acids)
Biological process (GO): regulation of ARF protein signal transduction
Molecular function (GO): guanyl-nucleotide exchange factor activity; protein binding
Source: RefSeq, a predicted model, not a curated record